AUAUUAUUGGCGGUAUUAAAACUAUCAUAGUGUUACACAGUCAAUGAGAUAAUAUCAAAGUUUACAAACAAGAUUAUCUCUAAACAAGAUCAUAUCGCUCUCCCGCCCAUUCAACCCAAGGAGUGGGUACAAAAAACAAGAUCUCUAAACAAAGAAAAAAACAAACCGGAAUGUCGUUGUAGUGUGAUUUAAAAUAAAAUCUAUGUAUUUAAAUCAAUGAUCACAAAGCAUCAGUUAUUUUAAAACUCAGUUAAACAGGAACUUGGAACUAACUACAUCUACAAUUAAAAAUAUGAGUCGCCACUUACGACCGUCGGAAGAAGUUUUGAAAGAAGCUUUACCAGUUUUUACAGAACCUGUAUUAUUUCAGAACAUGUUACAAAAUUCUGAUGGUUCCUACGAGUGGAAAUUACUCAAGUGGAGUCCAACAGAAUUGGUCGAAAAGUUUGGAGAUAAGAAGUUACCAUUUCGAGUUGGCGAUCAUAACAAGCGUACAUGUGCUCUUCAGCAUCAAGAAUGGAGCUUGGAUUCUCCUAUUCCAAAACCUGUUCAAUUAACACUGCAAGAAUUUAUUGAUUUACAAGAAACAAAGGAGGAUAAUAAGUGGUAUUACUGUGAUUACAAGCAUGUAAAGGAGUGGCUUAGCGAUAACACAGAAAUCAUAGAGUCUUUCAAUUGGCUCAAGUUUGGGAUUGACAAAAAACAUGGAGAAAAUGGAAUGAAUUCUACUUUUUGGAUUGGAAGCAAAGGUGCUCAUACUGAUUGUCAUUGGGAUACUUAUGGUUACAAUCUAGUGGCACAAAUACAUGGCAGAAAAAAAUGGUUACUUUAUCCACCUAAUGCUGAUCUGAUACCAGUUAGACUUCCUUAUGAGGAGUCAACUGUAUAUAGCAGAUUUAAUAUUUAUUGUCUGAGUGAAGAGGAAGAAGACUAUGUGUUAAAUAUAGAAGAAAAACCAAAAUUAAUUACUUUAGAACCUGGAGAUGUUUUAUUUAUACCUAAUGGCUGGUGGCAUUAUGUAGAAUCUCUAGACCAGAUCACUAUGAGCGUUAAUAUAUGGGGAGACCUAAGAAAAGAUAAUAAAGCACGAGUUGAGGAAGCUCUAGUUAAAUUAAUAGUAGCCAGAGUAGGAGAUUUCACACAAUUUUCCAAUAAGGAAACUAAAUAUUAUACAAGAAAAGUCGAAGAUGCACUUUUUGAAUGGACAAACAAGAUUAAGGACGAGGAAGAGAAAGGGGAAUCUGUUUCAGAAAUGAGACCUGCAAAAAGACGUAAACUCAACCAACAAACUACAAAAGAAUUAGCUGAAGAAUAUCCUCAUUACGUUAAGUUAUUAUCUGAUGCAGACGAGCAGGAAUUUAAAGAAUUUAUUGAAGAAAGACGGAAAAGAUACGACGAGAAGGAUCCAUCAGAUAGAGAGAGUGCAUCUGGAAAUUAUAUACCUAAUCCUCAAUAUGACUCAUUCUAUGAAUCUAUUAUCAAUGCUUUAUGUCAUCCAGAAGUUGUUAGAAAAGCAGCAAAAAUAUUGCUAGACAGACAUUAUUAAUAACUUAAUUGAAUUUUUAUUAUAUAAAUAUGAUUUUGCAGGUGAGAUUACUAAUUUUUUACUACAGUGGUAUUAUGUAUUCUUAGUGUGACAAGUAAUGGCCAGAUGUCUCAGAGGGCCAGAUUUAUAUGUAUAUUUACAUUCGUGUCCAUUAUUUAAAAAGUCUGUUCCCAAACCUAUAUUUUGAAAACUCAAUUGGUUUAAAAUUGUACAAAACCAUGAAAUACAUAUCAUUUCGCGCGAAGAACUGCUAUUUAAAAAGGUGAAAUAGCCCUUUGGACAUAUAUUUUUCAUAAUUUUUUAGGGGGUAGGAAUAGACUUUAUAGACACCUUGUAUAGUGUGACAUCUCACUUUCAAUAGAAUCGUUAUAUUAAGAAUAGAAAAUAACGAAUUAUAAUUAACAUCGUUAUACUUUUGUAUACUUAUGUCCAUUUCCACCAAUAUAUAUUAAUUUUAAUUUCAAUUUAAUUUAUUUUUUUAAUUAAAUUCUUUUGCUAAUUCUUAGAACUUACAGAAAGAUAAAUGCAAGUUAAACUAAUUAAAUUACAUCAAAUGGAAAUGGACAUUGAUAAUAAGUUAAUAUUUUUUUCUCUGAUAUAAAAUUAUAUAAAAUUUACUGAAAAUUUAUAACCGAAUAUGUAAUGAUUUUGAGAGAAACUCGCAUAUAUGUUUAAUUAUAAAUGUAACUAAAAUAUAAAUCUUGUAUUACUCAUGUGCACUUAUUA
Solenopsis invicta (red fire ant) is the source of this 2272-nucleotide messenger RNA. It is a transcript of the gene HSPBAP1, whose product is annotated as HSPB1-associated protein 1. Bases 293 to 1546 code for a protein of 417 amino acids. Gene Ontology annotation, molecular function: 2-oxoglutarate-dependent dioxygenase activity. The record is from RefSeq and is a predicted model, not a curated record. NCBI's taxonomy places the organism in Eukaryota, Metazoa, Arthropoda, Insecta, Hymenoptera, Formicidae. The transcript is spliced from 4 exons.